UUAACCCAAAAAUUUAGACAAUAACAAGAACAGCCCCAAAUAACAAAAACUGACAAUGUCAGUAGCGGAUGUUUCCACCAUUUGCCGCAAUGACAGUAUGUUUCGAUGGUUGAUAUGUUGAUUUUUAUUUGUAGUAUUUGGGUUUUAUGUAGCAUUUAUAUAUAUUUUUUUCUGUGAUUAAUAGAUUUUAUUAUAUUUAUUUGUCCUUUGUGACUCAUGGAUUAUGAAUUGUUGUACUGCACAUAGUAGUAGUCUCCUCAGGGAUGGUCCUCUGAGCCUCAAAUCAGCAAAAACAAAUAAAUAAAUGGAUAAUUAUAUAAAAAUUCAGGCUGAGCAGCUCUGCACUGAAACCAUGACUGACUGGACUUUGUGUCUGCUGUGUUCCAGCUUCACUCAGAGACUAAAUGGCUUCCAGAUUAGAGGAGGAUCUCUGCUGUCCGGUCUGUCAGGAGGUCUUCAGAGAUCCUGUUCUUCUGUCAUGUAGCCACAGCUUCUGUAAAGUCUGUCUGAAGAACUGGUGGAGAGACAAACCAACACAGGAGUGUCCAGUUUGUAAGAGAAGAUCUUCAAGAGAUGAUCCACCUUUAAACUUGGUGCUGAGGAACCUGUGUGAGUCCUUCUUACAGGAGAGAGAUCAGAGAUCUCCAGAGGCUCUCUGCAGUCUGCACUCUGAGAAACUCAGACUCUUCUGUCUGGACCAUCAGCAGCCAGUGUGUCUCGUCUGCAGAGAUUCAGAAAAACACUCCAACCACAGAUUCAGACCCAUCGAAGAAGCUGCACCACAGCACAAGAAGAACCUUCAGGAAACUCUGGAGCUCUUAAAGGAGAAGUUAAAGGUUUAUGAAGAAGUUAAAGUGAAGUUUGAUGCAACAGAAAAACACAUCAAGGUCCAGGCCCGACACACAGAGAGGCAGAUUAAGGAGCAGUUCAAGAAGCUUCACCAGUUUCUAGCAGAGGAAGAGGAGGCCAGGAUGGCUGCACUGAGGGAGGAAGAGGAGCAGAAGAGUCAGAUGAUGAAGGAGAAGAUGGAGGCUCUGAGCAGAGAGAUAGCAGCUCUUUCAGACACAGUCAGAGCCACAGAGGAGGAGCUGAGAGCUGAAGACGUCUCAUUCCUCAACAACUACAAGGCUGCAGUGGAAAGAGUCCAGCGCUGCCCCCUGCUGGAUGAUCCACAGCUGCCCUCAGGAGCUCUGAUAGACCAGGCCAAACAUCUGGGCAACCUGGCCUUCAACAUCUGGAACAACAUGAAGGACCUGGUCUCCUACACUCCUGUCAUUCUGGAUCCAAACACUGCUAAUCCAUAUCUGAUCCUGUCUGAAGAUCUGACCAGUGUGAGGUUAGGAGAUAAACAACAACUUCCUGAUAAUCCAGAGAGGUUUGAUUAUAACUGUUCUGUCCUGGGCUCUGAGGGCUUUAACUCAGGGACUCACAGCUGGGAUGUUGAGGUUGGAGAUAACACAGGAUUGUUACUGGGUGUGUUAGCAGAGUCUGUCCAGAGGAAGGGACGCAUACGAUCUGGAUUGUGUGGAAUAAUGUUCUAUGAAGGUAAAUACUCAACAUAUUCACCAUCAGCUCCUUCCACUUAUCUCCCAGUAAAGAAGAAGCUCCAGAGGAUCAGAGUGAAUCUGGACUGGAACAGAGGAAAUCUGUCCUUCUCUGAUCUUGAUACUAACACACACAUACACACCUUCACACACACUUUCACUGAGAGGAUGUUUCCAUUCAUUUACACUGUGGAGAAGGUGAAGAUUUUACCAGUGAAUGUCUCUGUGUCAGUGAAUCAGAUCAGUUAGAGAUAAGCAGGAUGAUUAUUAAUGUUUAUUGGGCUGUAACAACUAAUCAAUGUCAGUGAUCAUAUAAACUGUAGUUUUGUUGUCAUGAUGUUGGGUCAGUUACGUCACUGGAACCAAUGAAAACACAUUUAAUAUCUGGUGGUUGGAAGUAGAUCAUUGUGUUUAUAGCUUAAGACACGUUGAAUGUAGAGAUGAUAACUUUCUUUAUAAAGGACCUGAAGCAAGCAGUAUGUAGGACCUGGAGACAAUGCUUCACUGACUUUAACCAAUGAUUCAUGUUCUUGAUUGAAUAAAUUCUCAAGUCUAA
Mugil cephalus (flathead mullet) is the source of this 2100-nucleotide messenger RNA. RefSeq names its product nuclear factor 7, brain-like. The transcript has a single exon. The record is from RefSeq and is a predicted model, not a curated record. The coding region runs from base 405 to 1793 and encodes 462 amino acids. Gene Ontology annotation, molecular function: protein binding; zinc ion binding. NCBI's taxonomy places the organism in Eukaryota, Metazoa, Chordata, Actinopteri, Mugiliformes, Mugilidae.